UCUGUAUGUUUAAACAAAAGAAUCUUCCUUUUGUUUUGUUACAGUAAGACACAUUUAAAUAGAUUGUGUCAUAAAAACGGGAAUUCAAAACAUGAGGUGAAAAGGAGGCAUCAGGGGGAGGGGGGGAAUCAUGGACUGGAUUCUAGAGAUCUGAAUUUAGCUUCCAGCCUCACCUGGCCUCAGGCAGCAUGCGUGAGCUGAUGCAAGGUACCUUACCUCUUCUGCUUCAGUCCCCAGUCUGCGAUGAAAAUAGCGCGUCCUCCCUUAAGUGUCAUGAGGCACUUACUGCUGUGGACUAGACAAAGGUCUAAUACAGUGAUUUUCGGAAACUGUGUGGUGUUUUUUGUCUUUUGAUGAGAAGAGUAAGAAACAAUAUGUUAUGGUUUGCCAGGGUAUAAAACUGUAGCAAUUUCAGUGGCAGUCAAAACUGUAGGAUGCACUGGGGAUGCCAAUUCUUGCUGUUAUUUCACAGGUAAAAGUUCUCCUGAGUAAAAGUGACAGUUGAUCUCAGUGGGAGCUUUGUCUGGGAAAGAAUUGUAACUGUGUUUGCCUUUGGUCAGAUUAAUUCACAAAUUCUUUCUGUUACACAAUGGGAAAGAAAAAGAAAAGAAACCAAUUGCUGUAAGAUUAAAUGCUGUACUUGAAAGCCAUUUAUUGUAAAUAAGCAACAGUGAUGUGGAUGUUCUUGCUCCUUUGCAACAUUACAUGCAACACACAGAGGAAAAGCACUGUGCUCAUCUCCCAUGAGCACAGAAUCAGAACAUUUCUUUUUUAGUGAGAAAUCAGGGAUGGGUGGAAACUGAUUUCUGUUGUAUUAAAACUCAGUAAUACUAAAACCAGCUAAUUAUUCCUUCACUGUCUUCAAAAUUCAAGUUGAAAAAAAAAUAUCUUGGAGGAAAGGGGAAUGGUCUGAAAUGUUUGUUUUGAGGUCAAAAAAUGAAAUUGUUUUUCCACUCUUUUUCAAAAUAAAGUGUGAACUGGAAACCUGGACAAUCUGCAGCUGUUCUUGUCACCCAGAUGGUCUGCUAACAACUGGUCCAAGCAGGGCACCCACAAAUUGGGCACACUGGCAAAAAAAUAAAUUAAAAAAAAUUGGGAGGCAAGUCCUGAAGGAUUUAACAAAAUCAGUAUGUCCCCACAAAAUGUUUUGAUUUAAAUUAAUCAGUUUUGUUGGAAGAUUUUUGACAAAUGUACUGGAAAUUGUUCAAACAAAUAAGCACAAGUGAUGUUAAAGCAAGCAAUUUGACAUUACAAUGGCUUGCCUUGAAAAGGGAUGUAUAGCUACAGAUACUCUGAGGCUAUUAUUGAGCCAGUGUAGGAGAGAAAGCAGAGGACUUCUGAGAGUUUUGUAUGACAUUGAGAUUUGAUUUCUUCCACUUUGCUUUGAACUAUGAAUGGUGAAAGACACCUAUUUUUCAGUAUGUGUGUGUGGGGGAGAAAUCAGACAGAAGUAGCCAAAAUCUACCAUCAGGAAUUAAAUAUAAAUCCUGUUAAAAACAGUGGUGCAUAAUCUUAGAAUUUAGAAAUGGCAGUUUUUGAUUAAAAAGACUACAAGUUGAAUAUACUAGUUAAGAUGAGGAGAGUUUAAACUAACGACAGUCUUCUGAUGCUUUAAGGUUUUUGGCUAUUUAAUUCUUUUUACUGCAGAUAUAAUCUGUACUUGGCAGUAUGUCCCUCAGUCUGCAUUGUGCAGCAUGGCAGAAAGUGGAGCUAGAACACUGUCACUAGUUACAGUGUUCAGUGUCAUAGAAAUACAGAACAUUAUAUAACUUUCCCAUAGAUCAAUAUGAGUUUGUUUUCUCUCUACAUUAUGGAAAGUUAGAUGAUGUACAAGACCAGCCAUCAGAGUAGUUACAUAUAAAGAUCUUGGGAACAUUUAAACAUUAGUUGUUGAUUAACUUACCUUCAGUUUUGGUCUAAGAUCACAGGUUCCUCAAGCUGCGUAGCAGUUUUCACCAUUAACCAAUAGAAUCGUGGAUUCUGUUGAAAAAAUAGGCUGUUAUCCUGUAGCCCCUCCUUGCGGAGUGCAAUAGGCUAGAAAAUAGAAAGACCAAGUAAAUGAAGGCAGGAACAGCUUGACUUAAUGCAUUCGUUCUGGCAGGCAUUUGUAUGCAGUACAUCCUGCUACACUGCACUUAGCCUCUGUUGGGACUUCCACAAGAUGAUCAGAUUCAUUUGUUUAUUAACUGUUCCAAUAUAUGUUUAAAUGAGUUAUCUAGCAGUAUCAGUUUUGUAAUAAAUGAGCAAGUGUUGUUCCUGAGCCAGUUGUUCACUGGUAGGAUUUAAUUAUUGCAAGAUUAGCAAAGGGAAACACAGACACCAAUUGUCUGUUAUGCAACUUGUCUGGAUUUAAAAAUAUAUGUGUAUUUCUGGAGCACACAUUCCACAAUAUAUGUUUUCCAGAUGUCAAAUUUUAAAAUCAUUUUCCUCCUCUUACAUUCUUCCACUUUACCAAUGUGGCUUAGUGGCUACUAUUUCAGAAAAUUGCUUCCUGUCAUAUGACAUUUUAAGCCAUUUCACUUUAAUGAAAUUUGUAGGGACUUCUCUUUGGGAAAAAUUAUACACAUUCACAAAAAUUUUUCUGACAUCAUUUACAUAAAAUGUAAGUGCUUUGUUAAGGCAGACUUGACUCAUUUUCAUAACACAGUCUGAAAUGUUUGGUUUGAUUGCUGUCUGUUUUGCAGCAGUGAAAAUCAGGGUAAGUUCUCUGGAAUCAGGGAAGUUACGUAGAUGCAAGCAGACCAAAGUUAGGCUGAAACUGUUUUUAAACAGUUACAGCCUUUCAUGUAAGUCAAUAGAGAACUAAUAUGGUGCUUCUAAGUAGCCCUUCAUCAUAAAUACAUUUGAAAAACUGUAAGUACACCUUUGAAGUCUAGAAUUAUACAUUUUCAGAUCAUGAAAAUAUAUUCCUUCUUUCUUCUGGAGGGUUUUCUGUCAGAGGAGAGGGUUAUAUUUUUCAAAGGUCAAAUUUUGAUCAGAAAGUUCUGCAGACAAAGAAAUCUGUAAUCAUUUAAGAAAAAGUCCUCUUUUUGGCCAAAGCUAGUAUUUGUUGCACAUGUUAAUGGACUUUAAUCCUUACUGCAGUGCUCAUGGUAAAGAUGAAACAUAAAGAGAAUGGCUGAAAAUGGGCCAAAUGUCGACUGUUUGAUGUAGCAUAAUGGCCUACAGCAGCCGGACUGCUGUGAUCCCUGAGAUAGCACCUCCUGUGGAGAGUUCUGGCGGCAGAUGCUGCUUGCUGUCGUUGCGUGAGAGGUGGAUGCCUACCGGCUCCCGGUACCCAAGGAAAUAGCUCCCUGGUGCUUUCUGGAGAGUUGCGGUGGAUUUCUCAGAUAAUGCUGAUUUGCCUCUUUUAUUUCUCAAUGUGCCAUGCUAUCUGAAAUAGAAUAAAAGAACAUGCUAAUAUGAUAAGCUCUUUAAUCGUCACUGUGACAAGCAACACCUGUUUUGCUGGGACUUGUGUGAGUAGUCCCUGUGCUCCAUGGCUCUGUUGGGAGGGGGCACUCACUGGGAAGGAGAGAAGAGGAGGAAGGUUUGGCAUUCAUGUAGUGCUUGUUUCCUUUGUUACCAGGAGCACUGAAUUAAUACACUAAGCCUGAGAGUCAUUAAGAUAAAGAACUAGCAGCUUUAAUGAAUAUAUCCAGCUAGGCUGGAGAGCUGCAUGGAACUAAUAAAACCAACAUGCUUUGUGCAAAACCCGGGGUGGAUUCAUUGGUAGAUGUAAUGGAAAAAGUUAGCUUGUUCCGAACCGUAUGUCUUAUAGCUGUGGCCUCCGGAUUCCUUUCUUAACAAAAAAUGAAAAAGAAAAGAAAUUGGCAUAAACACGAUACUGGACAGACUACAGAGGUCAAACCUGUACAGAACGGGAGUCAAGUCUUUAUAAAGGAACUUCGAAGUCGUACUUUUCCAAGUGCUGAAGAUAUAGUAGUGAAAGUGCCAGGCAGCCAACUAACAACAGAGUAUUUGGAAGAAAAUGGUUUCACAGAGCCCAUCCUGGUUCCAAAGAAGGAUGGACUGGGAUUGUCUGUACCAGCACCCACGUUCUACGUCAGCGAUGUUGAAAACUACGUUGGACCAGAGAGAAGUGUUGAUGUCACUGAUGUCACCAAACAGAAAGACUGCAAGAUGAAGCUGAAGGAAUUUGUGGAUUACUACUACAGUACAAACAGGAAAAGGGUCCUCAAUGUGACUAACCUGGAGUUCUCGGACACGAGGAUGUCCAGUUUUGUCGAACCUCCAGAUAUAGUUAAGAAGUUGUCCUGGGUGGAAAACUAUUGGCCUGAUGAUGCUCUUCUGGCUAAACCAAAAGUGACCAAGUACUGCCUGAUCUGUGUGAAGGACAGCUACACAGAUUUCCACAUAGAUUCAGGAGGAGCUUCUGCAUGGUACCAUGUGCUGAAGGGAGAAAAAAUAUUUUAUCUCAUCAAACCAGCCUCUGCAAAUAUUUCUCUCUAUGAACGCUGGCAAUCAGCAGCAAACCACAGUGAAAUGUUUUUUGCAGACCAGGUAGAUAAAUGUUACAAAUGCACAGUUAAACAAGGACAGACACUCUUCAUUCCUUCAGGUUGGAUUUAUGCAACUCUAACACCUGUAGACUGCCUGGCCUUUGCAGGACAUUUUCUACAUAGUCUAAGUGUUGAAAUGCAGAUGAGGGCAUAUGAAGUAGAAAGACGAUUGAAAAUUGUCAGUCUAACACAGUUUCCAAACUUCGAAACUGCAUGUUGGUAUAUGGGAAAGCAUCUAUUAGAGACAUUCAAAGGUUUGCACAAAGCUGGGCAACAACCACCUGCUCAUUUACUCCAAGGAGCAAAAAUUCUCAAUGGUGCUUUCAGGUCAUGGACUAAGAAACAGGCUUUAGCAGAGCAUGAAGAUGAACUACCAGAAAACUUCAAACCAGCACAGCUUAUCAAGGACCUUGCCAAAGAAAUACGAUUAAGUGAGAAUGCUUCGAAAGCCAGCAAAGCAGACACGAGUGCCAACACAAAUGCUGAGGAGACCUGUCCUGUGGAGAAGGAGGAUGCACCUUCACCCGUCCAAGUGACACCUCCACCCCCACCUGUAGAAAAGCUCCCUAAAAAAAAGACCCCAAAAACUGUGAAAACCCCCAAACAACUCAAGCCAUCCAAGCCUCCUAAGCCCCCCAAGCCUCCCAAACCCCCCAAACCUCCCAAAACACCAAAAGUCAAGGGAGAAGGAAAAAAGAAAGGAAAGAAGGCAAAAGAGAGUCCACCGCCAGCCAUCCCGAAUCUUGACUUGCUGGAGGCACACACAAAGGAGGCUCUGACAAAGAUUGAGACGCCAAAGAAGGGAAAGGCUGCAAAGAAUGUUUUAAGUGUUCCCAAUAAAGAAACAGCUAAUAAGCAAAAUGAGGUGGAAAAGUUUGAAGCUCGAGAGCAAAAUAAAAGCAAAACAGAAGCCAAAUGGAAAUAUAAGAACAGUAAACCUGAUUCACUAUUAAAAAUGGAAGAGGAACACAAAUCAGAAAAGACGCCUUUAUCAGGAAAUAAGGACAACAAAUUUACAUUCUCUUUCUCUAAUAAGAAGUUGCUUGGUUCUAAGGGAGUCAAAACCCAACUGAAUACUAGUGUAUUUGGGUCACUGCAGAAUUUUAAAGAAGAUAAAGCAAAACCUGUACGAGAUGAAUAUGAGUAUGUGUCAGAUGAUGGUGAGCUAAAAAUCGAUGAAUUUCCAAUCAGAAGGAAGAAAAACACUACAAAAAGAGAACUGCCCUUUUUAUCAGAUAAAAAAGACACUCUGCAGCAUACUCCUGUUAAGAAGCCAAAGGUGGAGUCGGUGUCAUAUAAGAGUGAUGACUCGUCAGAUGAAGAUUUGCUUCACAUUGACACAGAGGCAAAGCCAGGGCGUAAUUCCAAAGUAAAGAAAGAGAGCGGAAGUUCAGCAGGAAUUCUUGACCUUUUGCAGGCAAGCAAGGAAGUUGGGGGUUUAGAGUAUAACACCAACAGUCAGCCACCUGCCUCACCCAGCACGCAAGAAGCAAUCCAGGGCAUGCUAUCGAUGGCAAACCUCCAGUCAUCAGAUUCCUGCCUCCAGGCAUCCUGGGGUACCAAUCAGGCGAAGAAUAACUCCAUCUCCACACAGAACUCUAAAAAAACAGGCGGUGGUAGUAACAAAAAUGCUGGCAAGCGGUUACUAAAGAAAAGCACAAAAAACAGUAUUGACAUUGAAGAUUACGAUGAAGAUCAGGACCAUUUAGAUGCCUGUUUUAAAGAUUCAGAUUACGUUUACCCUUCUCUUGAAUCGGAUGAAGAUAAUCCAGUAUUCAAAUCUCGGUCAAAGAAAAGGAAAAGCUCAGAUGAUGCCCCUUAUAGCCCAACAGCACGAGUCGGCCCCUCGGUGCCUCGACAGGACAGACCGGUGCGAGAGGGUACAAGAGUCGCCUCCAUUGAAACCGGACUUGCCGCUGCUGCCGCAAAGCUGUCACAGCAGGAGGAACAAAAAGGCAAGAAGAAAAAAAAUACCAAAAAGAAGCUGUCAACCAACAACGCGAACAAACCGGCUCAGGAAGGCAGCUCGCCAGAGCCGAAGCUGGAGUCACAUGCCAGCAGCCUCACAGAUCACGAGUACACCGCAGGGGCCAGCACCUUUGGGGUCGCCCAGCCUAACAGGGGAUCACAGCCGAUGGCACCCGGUGUUUUCCUCACACAGAGGAGACCCUCAUCAUCCUCGCAGAACAAUGCCUCCGCCAAAGGAAAGCGCACGAAGAAGGGGAUGGCCACGGCCAAGCAGCGGCUCGGCAAGAUCCUGAAGAUCCACCGGAAUGGCAAGCUGCUCCUCUAGCAGCCUCCGGGCUACUGCCACCUAACUUUGGCCACCACGACGGCAACCCUUUUAACUUUCAGCGGUUGGAGUGUACAGAAUCCUGCUAUAAAUAUUUUUUAAUAUAGAUGUCCUUUCUCAGAGUGCUGAGAGCGACCAGUCCGCAAAAAGUUAACGCGCCCCCGGCCCGGCCCCGCGGCGCUGAGCAGCGGGAGGCGGUGAGGGGCGGCGGGGAGCGGGCGGGCGGCGGUGCCUGGCUGCCGUGUAGAUGCGUCUCCUGAGGCAUCCUUUUCCUAGAAUGUAGCUUGUACAUAGCUUUUGGAAUAACGACCACCCGUUUUUUAUAAGGGGAAAGUCUCUCCGGGCGCCGCCAGCCGCAGCGGCCCGUACCAGCUCUUUGCGUAACUUCUUGUACGAGGAGGGAGACAGUUAUUUUACUAGCACCUUGUGGAGUGUUUCCGUGUUUUGUGACGAUGUAAUUUAUUAAUGUUUGUAGCUUUUUAUAUUUGUACAUUUCUUAUGGGCUUUGUUUAUAUACACACAUUACCGGGGUGCGGCGCCCGCGGGGAACCAGAGCCACCCGCAGCCGUGGCGAGGGCCGUGAGGGCCGCGCCGGCCUGGGCGUCGUGCCGGCUUUUUUUAUUAUGAUUAUUAUUAUUAGUAUUAUUAUUUUUUCGCGACAUGUACAUUUCUAACAAAGUUUAUCGUGGCUAUCUAUCUAUGACGGUGUUUUAUUUACCGAUUCAUAUCAAAUGCUCUUGUAUCAAGUUCACGAAAUCUAAGUAAACCUAGAGCAAAGUUUAAAAAAAAAAAAAAAAAGGGAAGAAAAAAAAAAAAAGAAAGCAAA
Messenger RNA from Anas platyrhynchos (mallard), 7621 nucleotides. The record is from RefSeq and is a predicted model, not a curated record. NCBI's taxonomy places the organism in Eukaryota, Metazoa, Chordata, Aves, Anseriformes, Anatidae.